This is a messenger RNA of Trametes versicolor FP-101664 SS1, 781 nucleotides long. RefSeq lists its product as uncharacterized. The record is from RefSeq and is a predicted model, not a curated record. NCBI's taxonomy places the organism in Eukaryota, Fungi, Basidiomycota, Agaricomycetes, Polyporales, Polyporaceae. The coding region runs from base 217 to 690 and encodes 157 amino acids. The transcript is spliced from 4 exons.
AAAUACUCCCGACGUCCCCGAUAGCCUCCGCAGCCUGACUCAACGACCCAACUACUUACCAUCAUGGUACCUAACAGCAGCCUGCCAGCUACUCAUGCCGCCGUUAAUGCGUCUAUGGUGCCCGUAUCUGCGGACAUCAGUACGCCGGGCGCUUUACAAGUAUCUGAAGAUGGAAAGCAUUUGAUCAUGCCAGAACAAGGUCGGGCAGGGAUGAACAUGCCUGCACCCAUUAGCCUGGACUACUGGCCAGCAUACUCCGAUCGCGAUGAGAACCUGGAGGUCUUCUUUGCAAUCUACAAGCCGCCCCUCCCGUCAUCGAGCGUGCGCGACCUGCGCUGGUCAAUCUGCUGGAAGAUCCAGAACCACCUGAGCUGGCGCCACAUCCAAGCCGUGCAGGAACAGUCGCUGCUCGGGCUCCCGCCGCAGCCGCGCUACGUCUACUGGGGUGCACUGACCAAGUCCGCGGGUCCGGCAGACGCGAGCGCGCUCAGACACUUGAUGGGCGUGUACUCGCUCGCGGACAGGCGGAGGCUCGAGCAACUUGCGCUGGAGAUACCCGUGAUGGCGCCCGGCGGGACCUGGAAUUGCCAGGACUGGCUGCAAGAGCUCCUGAAUCGUAUGGUGGCGGCUGGGCUGCUUUCGCGGGAAGGAUGGGAGGCGGUCUUCGCUUUUAUGCGGGCAGCAUACUGACGAAAGGUGAGAUAAACAUCGUCAAGAAUACCGCCUGGAGCACCCGCUAUACUGAUUGGAAGAAUGGGAUGUUGUAUCGAAUAAUUAGCAC